AUGCCUCGUCCUAGAAGGCCCGGUGCACCUGAGCCAAAACGAAGAUCUCGGAAGGGUUGUUGGCCUUGUAAGGCGCGGAAAGUCAAAUGUGACGAAGAGAAGCCAUCUUGUCUCAACUGCCGCCGUCAGAAUGAGAAUUGUGACUAUAGUAUCAGGCUGAACUGGGAGGGUAGAACAAGGCGGAAGUCUUCCGUUAGCUCCCCAAGUUCUCAGUCUAGUGGUCACUCUGCUCAUCUUCUCUCUUUGGCCGUGCUGCCUUCGGAUUUCGCACAGGUGGAUUCCCUUGGAUCAGGUCAAGGAGAGGGCAGUCCACAGGAGUUGACUCCACACAACGCAGUUUGGGCCACCGCUUGUGGAUCAUCUCUGGUGGCGAAGACAUCGUGCUCAAGAGAGCUUGAGAAUAGCCAUGAAAUUCUCACCUCUUCUGCUUAUUCAGAUCAUUUGGGCAAUAGCUUCCCAUAUAUGAGCGAUAGAACUUCAGUAGGAGUAACGUCAUCACAAAUGAACGAUGCAAUCAACUCACGGCCCGAUACGUCGCCGCAAAUGAUGACAAUGCCACAGGAGACACUUUCGUCCUUCACGUCCUCAACCCGUCACCCUUCUGAAGACGUUGCCUACCCAGAUACAAGCUUGAGUAUCAGGUCUCUUGCUACCCUAAACUUCUCGCAGUCCUCCAUUCUAUCAUUACCGCUCUCGUUCAUACGAGAAUUCCCCAUGGAGACCCAUCGCUGCAUACGUCCUUCGAUAGUGCAUCCGCGUCAGACGGGGAACCGAGGAGAGCGAAAUUCAGUCUCGAGUGGAUCGCGUAAUGAUUUUCCCUUUGACACCAAUGACGACCGUCAGGCAGGGGUACCAUCUCCGCGCCACCGAUUCUCAUUCGCACAUUCAGAUGUUGUCGAUAUAGAUUCUCCUAGUGCAGUACGAAUCGAGACUACCAUGAAAACUCCCGGCUCCGCUCCUACAGAGACUUAUUUUACCAAGGUCAUGAAUGGUCCCAUUGCCUCUGAAGACUACAUGUACAGCUUGCAACGUGAUGCUGAAGGCAUUUGUCAGCGUGAUAUAUACCAGCCCUCCGAGCGUUCAUCCUCGGAACGAAAGUGGUCUGCUUACUUGACUAGUGUGACUGAUAAUUACGGCCUCGACCAUGGCCGUCCCGACUUGGAUUUGAAUCAAAUGGACGAUCAUUCGGCUAUCGACAUCAAUUACGCUUUGGACCUGAUCAAUCCAGAACGCCAAACCCGGACUACUUUCGAAUUAGCGUCUGCCGACCAUGGACUUGCAAAUAGUGUUGGAUGCGGGUAUUAUGCGUCCCCGGUUCCCAUCAACAUUCCUCGGUACCUGUCACCCUUGCCUUUGGCCUUGGUAGAAAAACCCAUCAACUUGAUGUACUUUCACCAUUUUCUCAACCAUACGGCCAAAAUGCUGGUUGCGCAUGAUUGUGGGGACAACCCCUUCAUCACCGUUUUACCGUCAAUGGCAAUUGGGGAUUCCAAUAUCUUGAACCUGAUGCUAGCCUAUUCCGCCAGCCACCGAGCCAGGUACUUGAACCACCCUGAACCUGCCAACCGGAUAGCACACUGGGUCAGCAAUGUCUUUCCGACCCUGCGCAUAGCACUCGAGGACCCGGACCAGAACAUCACGGACAAUCAUCUUGCUGCCGCCAUUAUGCUCUUAUCUUUGAAGAUCAUUUCGCCAAGCACAUUUGAAGUACCAAUUCCGUGGCAGAGCCACCUGAAGCUCGCUCGCGACCUCUACCUUGCACGUGGAGUGCAGAUGGCAUAUCCUGGGAAUCGAGUCGGAUCUUUUCUUUCACGCUGGUUGGAAUAUAUUGAUGUCAUGGGAUCUCUCUCCUGCCGAGACAAUGAGCCUCCUCUGUUUCUGUAUCAGUCCAUUGUUAGUGCAUGCUCUACCCAUCCGGCAAACGACGAUUUCUUCAUCGACUGCUUCACCGGGUACACAGCAAAGACUGCAUUGUUGCUGUCACGCUUGGCCAAACUAGUUCACCAGUGCGAGAGAACCCGCGUUGGUAGUCUGAUUAGUGUUGAUCCUGAGCAGAGGCCUUCGUCGGAUAUCGUUUUUGAGGCCGAAUCAUUGCUUGCGGAUUUUCAGGUAGCCGAUAAUAUGGCACGGAUCAACAGCCGACAUCACCAGGAACCCGUGUCUGCGGAUAUGUGGGCGAUCGAUCGAUCAUUCCGAUACGCUGGGCUGGUUCACCUUCACCGUCGCGUGCUCUGCAGUCCAUCAGCAUCCGCUCCCGUAUUAGAGGCUCUGGACGGUUUAUUCAAAGCACUGGGGCAACUUGAACGUGGAUCGGCCGAAGUCGGAGCAUUGUUUCCACUUUUUACCGCUGGUUGUGAAACCCGAGAUCUACAACAACAGGCCGAUAUAAUGCAGAGAGUCAAGAACUUGGAGAAGACAGGCUUGAAGCAGAUUCAGAAUGCUCGUACGCUCAUGCAGCGUUGCUGGAAUGAAGACUUGCCGUGGAGUUCUCUGGCGCAAGGAGAAUUCUUGGGAUAG
This is a messenger RNA of Aspergillus fischeri NRRL 181, 2517 nucleotides long. Its product is annotated as Zn(II)2Cys6 transcription factor. Gene Ontology annotation, molecular function: DNA-binding transcription factor activity, RNA polymerase II-specific; transcription cis-regulatory region binding; zinc ion binding. NCBI's taxonomy places the organism in Eukaryota, Fungi, Ascomycota, Eurotiomycetes, Eurotiales, Aspergillaceae. Gene Ontology annotation, biological process: positive regulation of transcription by RNA polymerase II. Gene Ontology annotation, cellular component: nucleus. The record is from RefSeq and is a predicted model, not a curated record. The transcript is spliced from 5 exons. The coding region runs from base 1 to 2517 and encodes 838 amino acids.